Diuraphis noxia (Russian wheat aphid) is the source of this 551-nucleotide messenger RNA. It is a transcript of the gene UQCR-Q, whose product is annotated as Ubiquinol-cytochrome c reductase ubiquinone-binding protein. The record is from RefSeq and is a predicted model, not a curated record. Gene Ontology annotation, cellular component: respiratory chain complex III. Gene Ontology annotation, biological process: mitochondrial electron transport, ubiquinol to cytochrome c. NCBI's taxonomy places the organism in Eukaryota, Metazoa, Arthropoda, Insecta, Hemiptera, Aphididae.
UAGCCAUUAGCUACUGUUCACCGCCGUCUUGACUUACGAGUACCGAUAUUGUAAAUUAAUAAAUUAUAAUAUUGUAAUUUUAAUCGUUCUCCUCUCUGUACCUGUUCGUCCUCGUUCCAAAUUCACACGUUCCCGAUUCUCAAGAAAAUACCAGCAUGGGUGGAGAUUUUGGACAACUGAAAACUGAUAUUCGUGGAGUUAUUACUACCAAAUUGUCUCCAUUUGAACAAAAAGCAUUCAAAGGAAUCAUUUCUCAUGGAAUUCCUAAUUCCAUUAAAAGGACAGCCUCUAAUAUACCAUUCAUUGUUCCACCAAUGAUCGUUGGUUACAUUGUCUACGAUUGGGCUGUCAAUGCUCAUCAUAAAAGUUUGAGAAAGAAUCCUGCUGACUUUGCCAAUGAUCAAUAACUUUCUUUUUAAUUUUACUGCUUUUGUAAAAUGUAAUCAUCUUAAAUUACUGUAGAAAAAAAAUGUUUGUCAAACAUAAUUAUYUGUGAAGCAACAGACAACAGUAAAAUGUAAUAAAAUAUUUUAUUUGUUAUAUAGCUGAAA